Messenger RNA from Brassica rapa (field mustard), 750 nucleotides. RefSeq lists its product as uncharacterized. Gene Ontology annotation, molecular function: RNA-DNA hybrid ribonuclease activity; nucleic acid binding. The record is from RefSeq and is a predicted model, not a curated record. Lineage: Eukaryota; Viridiplantae; Streptophyta; Magnoliopsida; Brassicales; Brassicaceae.
AUGUUGUAUCAAUAUGAAGCUGCCAACAUUCGGGAACUCUGGCAACAAGUCCCUGUUUCACCACAGCUGCCAGAUAGUUUGGGUAUAGAGAGCCUCAAAGUUUGGUUGCAAAGAACGACAACUUCUCAGGUGUUACCUCCAGUAGGUUUAAGCUCUUCACCUGCGAUACCAUGGAUACUUUGGAAUGUGUGGACUGCAAGAAAUAAAUUGGUGUUUGAAGGAAAAGUUUUUCAGGUUAAAGAGAUCAUCUCGAAAGCCAUUGCUGAUGCAAGAGAAUGGGAAGCAGCUAAUCUCAAAAAAGCAAAGGAGCAUGCGAAGACAACGGGAUCGAAGCUGAGACUACACGCUGUUCCAAUGUGCUGGACUGAUGGAGCUUGGCAGGAAACCUCAAAAGCUGGAGGCAUGGGUUGGAUCAUCAAGAAUGAGGAUGGUGCUGUGCUACACAGAGGAUCAAGCAACCGGUUGUUUGUCUGCUCUGCCCUUAUGGCAGAAGCUCUAGCAAUGCGAGAGGCCCUCAUCAAAGCUAAAGAACUCAACCUUCAGAGUAUCCAAUUAUUCUCGGACUCUCAGGUCCUUGUGUCGGCCCUGCGAUCAGGGUUGGAUGUGUUAGAGAUUGCAGGUGUCCUUCAUGACAUCAGGAGCCUUGCCACUCUCUUCUGUCCAUUAGCUUUCAAUUUUAUUCCUCGUUUAGAUAAUCGUCAAGCUGACUCUUUGGCACGAGCAGCUCUUGAACGUUUGAAUGCAGUGUAA